AAAAGCCUCAUUAAGCACAAGUGGCAUCUCUGUGUGCGUCAGUGAACGUCAUGGUGCUCUCCAUCUGGCUCUUGCUUUCGCUCAUGGUCGCCCCGGGCCUCACGGCACCCACACCCGUGCCGGAGGAAGCAGCCUCCGGUUUCCCUACCGCACACACUGACUUGAUAACGGCCACAGAAUACCUUAAGAGCUACUAUGAGCUGCGAGAGGAGCCUCUGGGAAGCUGGAAGGGGAUCGGCCUGUCCUUCGCGUCCAAGCUGAAAGACAUGCAGACAUUCUUCGGGCUCAACGCAACAGGAGUGCUCGAUCGGGACACGCUGCAGGUAAUGAGGAGGCCUCGUUGCGGUGUUCCAGAUUCCGAAAAGUACAGCAGUUACAUCCAAAGGCAACGAUGGAACAAGAAGGUCAUCACGUACAGCAUCGGCAGGUACACCGAAGACAUGCCUCGCACCACCGUCGAGUCCCUGCUCGAGUCCGCCCUCAGCGUUUGGGCCAGACCCGGCGGGCUGACAUUUGUCCGCUCGCAUACCCGUAACGCUGACAUCAAGGUGGACUUUGUCACCCAAGUGUUCAAGGAGAGGAGAGUUGUGGCAGGACAAUGCCCUGAGAGCCUGACAAUUCCACUGGGAUUACUGCGAAGGGGAACAUUUGUAGCACAUUUCAAAAACAUACACGGUAGUCAUUCAUGCUUAACUGAAUACUCAAGUUCCCCUUGGUGUGAAUUUGAGUGUGCGCCCUGCAUCUGGCUGUUGACUAGUCCAAGGUCCCAAGGUGUCUUCUUGCCCAAAGUCAGAAAAGAUGCUAUUUCGAAACAUCUAAUGAAACAUAUUUUCACAGUUCUGAGGACCGGGGUUCAAUCCCCGACCCCGCCUGUGUGGAGUUUUCAUGUUGUCCCCGUGCCUGCGUGGGUUUUCUCCGGGCACUCCGGUUUCCUCCCACAUCCCAAAAACAUGCAUGGUAGGUUGAUUGACAACUCUAAAUUGCCCGUAGGUGUGAAUGUGAGUGUGAAUGGUUGUUUGUUUGUAUGUGCCCUGCGAUUCGCUGGCAACCAGUUCAGGGUGUACCCCGCCUCCUGCCCGAUGAUAGCUGGGAUAGGCACGCCCGCGACCCUGGUGAGGAGAAGCGGCUCAGAAAAUGGAUGGAUGGAUGUUUGUGACACCAGUCCUGGAACCUUUCUGACACAUCUCUGCCUCAGUGGAGAACAUGGUGAUGCAUUUCCAUUCGAUGGACCCGGGGGCUCGUUGGCUCAUGCUUUCGGUCCAGGACAAGGCGUCGCAGGAGACACGCACUUUGAUGAUGAUGAACGCUGGACAGCAACAGGAACAGCUGGCUUUAAUCUUUUAGUGCUGGCUGCACAUGAAUUUGGCCAUGUGUUGGGUCUGAAGCACUCGAGGAACCCUGCAUCACUAAUGCACCCAAACUACAAGGCGUAUCACUCAGGGGCCAACCUCCUAUCCAGAAAGGACAUUUCCAAUAUCAAAGCACUUUACCGUCGACACCAAGAUCGCCCAAACUACUUUUCAUGGCAGUUCUCUAGACUCAUACGAAACAGAUGUGCUCCAGAUGUGACCUUUGAUGCUGUCUCCACACUUGGGGAUGCCACCAUCUUUUUCAAAGACAGAUAUCUUUGGAUUAAAUACAAUAAGGCGGAUGAUAUCAAAGCAGGUCCAACCACUAACUUCAUGCCCAAGAUAGAAACCAGCAUUGAUGCUGCCUUCUGGGUACCGCGCAGGUCUACCGCUUACCUCAUUCAUGAAUCAAUUUUCUGGAUGGUGAAAGGCUCCAUAGUGAAGGGAAAACCCAGAGCUCUGUGCCACUUUGGCUUUCCUGCCUGGGUACAGGACGUCGAUGCCGCUGUGCACAUCGUCAAAACCGGACGUACCCUCUUCUUCAUGCAUGACAUUUAUUGGAGCUACAAUGAAAACAGAAGAGUGAUGGACUCUGGUUACCCAAAGUACAUCAGCGAGGACUUUCCCGGACUCAACUCAACAAUAAAUGCCGCUGUUCACAAAGAAGCACCGACCAUUGCCCCGACCAUUUCACCAGAGGAAAACCACCUGGCUGAGGUAAAUAUCUUCCAGUUUUAUAAUGAUGUUGGGACCAGAAACUCCUCAAGGAGAAGCCUUGUUAGGAGCAACUUUAGCGAGGAUCUGGAAUCUAUGGAGGCUUUCUUCGGCUUGGAGGUACCAACCAUAUUGAACAAGGAGACUGUGGAGGUCAUGAAAGCGCCCAGGUGUGGAGUGUCGGACCUCAGUCGCUAUGGACACUUUGCUGGGAAACCCAAAUGGAACAAGAGGCUAAUAACGUACAGGAUCACUCAGUACACUGCAGAUCUGAGCCAGAGACGGGAUGACACCAUUGGUCAAGUCUUCCAGCUAUACAGCUAUGUCAUCCCACUGGACUUCAAACAGAUCUACAGCGGCACUGCAGACAUCAUGAUACUCUUUAAGGUCUUGCGGAGUUCAGGUGUGACUCUGUUGCUGGUGGCAGCGCACGAGUUCGGCCACGCUUUUGGAUUGGACCAUUCCAGAGACAGACGCGCACUGAUGUUCCCCACAUAUCAGUAUGUCAACACAAACGGCUACAAACUGCCAGAUGAUGACAGGCGAGGGGUUCAAGCGCUCUAUGGUAGCCGUACAAAAGAGCCAACAAAUGCCCCCAAACCCAAUCCACCACCUGAACCAGAGCCAGAGGAUCCAACAGAAGACCCAGAAGACCCGCUUCCAGACCCUCGUGAUGAGCAAUGCAGCAGAAAUUUGGUGUUUGAUGCUGCCACAUCCAUCAGGGGAGACUUCUUCAAAAACAGAUACUACUGGAGGAAGAGUUCCAUGUUCCAAGAACUCCGUUUCACUAAAGUGAGCGCAAAAUGGUCACAAAUCAACACUGUUGAUGCUGCAUAUGAGGUCCCAAACAAAGAUGCUUUUUAUCUCUUUGAAGGUAAUCAGUUCUGGGGCAUAAAGGCCUAUGCAAAUACACUACUACCAGGCUAUCCAAUAGAUGCAGCCAUCUAUCUGGCAACGACUGGAAAAACAUUGCUAUUUGUGAACAAACAGUAUUGGAGUUAUUCAACCAUUGAAAAUUGAUAUAUCUUUGGAUACCCAUGAUCCAUUCCUAGUGACUUUACUGGUGUCAGGUCCAAAGUUGAUGCAGUUUUUGAGAAUUACGGAUACCUUUAUUUCUCAGCUGGCCCAGUCCAGAUGGAAUACUACCCGCCAUAUCAGAGAGUGAUACGAGUGUUGCUAAACUAUGGUACAAAAGUGAGCCCAACUUUUACUUUAGCUGUUAACGAGAUGGAGUCACUCAACACAUUUGAAUCAGAGAUGGAGGCGGACGGACAGGGGAGCUAUUCUUUAUUUCCAUCUCUGGAUAACAUUGCUGGUCUGUCCGGGACGGCUGAUACACUGGAGAGUGAACCGCCUAGUGAAAUCGCAGAGAAACCAAAUCUCACCUGGCUUGAUGCUGCUCAGAUUGUUUUGGAGGAAUCAGGACAUCCCAUGCACAUAAAGGAGAUCAAGCAGAGAAUCAUCGACCGGGGACUUGUUCAGUCCAAUGCAAAGUCGAGUCUGGAAGCUGUCAUGUAUCGCGAGACACAAAAAGGCAGCAGGAGAUUCAAGAGGAUUGAGAACAGAAAUGGAGUCUUUGCAUUGCUGACAGAUGACGAGCGGCAGCAGGCUCUGAAGGCCUUCACGGCUCAGGCCUUCCUCAGCGCACCGCAGCAGAACACUGCUUCCACUUUGGCACCCGGCGGCGCCACCGCUGUCGCCCCAUUUCCAUCCCCUGCUAGCUCCUCGGAGAACAAAACGAAGAUGAGGAGAGGUGCGCGGAAAAAAAUGAACGAAAAGUACCGACUGAAGUACCUUCGACUGCGCAAAGCAGCACGUGCCAUGAUAUUUGAAAAUGCAGCUUUGCAUGACGAAGUGGCUCAUUUAGAAGAGAAGUUUUUGAGAGUAAAGGAAGAGCGCCAAUUGUUGCUGUUGCACUAUCAGUCCCUAUCAGAGGGUGACUUUUUGCCCACGCCCAGCUCAAUCACUAAUCCCGCUGUGUCGCCACCCACAACGAGCUCCGGCCCCGGAGGACCACCCGGCCUGUGUGGGACGCACAACCUCACAUCUGCGAUGUCAGCAGUGGACGAGGGGCAGCUUAAAAAACCAAAGAAGGAACACAAAGAGCGAGGCAGAGAGAACGGAAAGGAUGAGCUUCAGAAGAAAAUGUCAAAGAAGAGAAAACUGGCUGAUGGUUCCCGGAAGCUGGUGCAACCCAUCCCGCUUGACUCCUGUGGUCGCCCCGUCUUCCCCAUCGUGCUGGGAGGCUUAACGGUGUACAGCUUGGGCGAGAUCAUCACGGACAGGUUGUUUUUCCAUGACGAAUGUGCCAUCUACCCAGUGGGCUUCUGCAGUACUCGGGUCUUUGCCAGCAUGAAAAACCCUGAGCUGCCGUGCCUCUAUACCUGCCAAAUCAAAGAUGGAGGAAGGGGACCGCAGUUUGAGAUUGUCCCUGAAGACGAUCCCCAGAAUGCCAUCGUUGCCUCCUCAGCCCUGACGUGCCACUCCAACCUGCUCAAGGCCAUCGCCUCAGUCAGUUCCAAGGCUGUUGCCCCAAUUGUGCCAUCUGGAGCAGACUUCUUCGGCUUCUCUCAUCCCACCAUUCAGAAUCUCAUCCAGAGUUGUCCCGGAGCGCGGAAGUGUAACAACUACCGAUGGAUACGUUUCGAUGUUUGUCGCCCGGUCGAUGGCCAGAAUCCUCACAGCCUGUCGGAGGACGAUGCCUCCGUCAACUUUGAGGCCUAUCAGCGACACCGGCGCUUUAGCGACAAGCCGGAGCAAAUCUCAGCACAGAAAAUGCAGUGUUCUAGUGCCUCACACCGACCGCCACAUCUGUGAAGCCGUCGACCUCCUAUUUCAGCUCCUGAUGUUACAGUGCCCAUAAUGCCUCUAAGGUUAUAAGAGUUCACAAGACGACAACAAAUAAAAGUACAUGUUGAAUUUCUGUGAAACAAUGGCAGAAAAUGUCAUGAAAACAAGCUGUCUUUUACACUGUAAUUGGGCCCCAAAACACCUACAGUUGUUUACUGUAUUUUUGCAAAUAGAAGCCUGUAGCUCAACAUUUACUCAGUAUGCUCAACUCGAUGUUUUUUUUUUUCAAUAUAAUUUUAAAACAUAAAUUUUUACAUGCUGCUAGCAUGAUCUUCAGCAGAUUCCUAUUAUCUUACCUAUCAACAUGGCUGUGUUACUUUAAGAUAUUUUUGCUUGAUUUUUUUUGUUAAAGAACCUGGUUAUGUUCUUCAAACAAUUGUCUCCCCAAACCCAGGAUGAUAUGGAGCUUUGUGUCGUUAUCGUGCAUAACCAUGCAGCCUCUGUGAUAUUUAGUUGUCUUUCGUAUCCCUGCUUGUGUCAUGGUCUGUGUUUUGGUUUGGGUUGUGUUUAGUUUUGUUCCAUGUUUUCCUGUGUUCCAUGUUUGUCGUGUGCUCAUUAGGUUGUUGUGUCCACCUGUUCUCGUCUACUUUGUGUCGACCAAUCAGCUCUCUCCAGCCACUCGUGUCUUGUCAAUUUGUUUGUAUUUAGUUCACUGGUUUCUUUCAGUUCUCGUCGGUUCAUUGUCGUUGUCACAUGUCUUUGCCAUGUCAUAGUCGCCAGUUGUCUUUAUCAUUGUGGUAUGUCAUUGUCAGGUGUCAUUUUCCCUAUCUAUUCCACGUCUUACUCACAGGUCAUAGUUUGUUUCCAGUUUUAGAUAUUCAAGUGUUACUUUGGUUUGGUUGUUAUCUGUUGUGGGACUUCGUUCAGUUUUGCUUUAUCCAAUAUCCUUGUUUUCCCUUUUUGAAGAAUAAAUAUUUUUGAGAUUCCCGCA
Molecule: messenger RNA, 5844 nt
Organism: Phyllopteryx taeniolatus (common seadragon)
Lineage: Eukaryota; Metazoa; Chordata; Actinopteri; Syngnathiformes; Syngnathidae
Gene: fyrd1
Product: transforming growth factor beta regulator 1
Biological process (GO): extracellular matrix organization; collagen catabolic process; regulation of DNA-templated transcription
Cellular component (GO): nucleus; extracellular matrix
Molecular function (GO): zinc ion binding; metalloendopeptidase activity
Source: RefSeq, a predicted model, not a curated record